Molecule: messenger RNA, 846 nt
Organism: Centropristis striata (black sea bass)
Lineage: Eukaryota; Metazoa; Chordata; Actinopteri; Perciformes; Serranidae
Product: probable G-protein coupled receptor 139
Exons: 1
Coding region: 1-846 (281 amino acids)
Biological process (GO): G protein-coupled receptor signaling pathway
Cellular component (GO): membrane
Molecular function (GO): G protein-coupled receptor activity
Source: RefSeq, a predicted model, not a curated record
AUGCUUUCCAGGUCCAGCACCUUCUACCUGAUGGCCAUUUCUGUGGCCGACACCCUUGUUCUGAUCUUCAUUGUGGUUCUGGAGCUUUCUGUGAAGUACCACCAGCAGGAGCCUUUUUGGAGCUACGAGCCAUGGUGCAGCCUAAGGGACAUCUUUAACUACGGAGCGUGCAAUGCCUCAACGUGGCUGGUGGUUGUUUUUACAGUGGAGCGUUUCGUUGCCUUACACACAUGGAAAAUGAAAACUAAAAUAUGCACCCUGAGAUGCGCAGCAUUGACUACAGCAGCUGUUUUCCUUUUCAGUCAUCUUUUUGCCAUUCCGUAUUACUGGUCUAAUGCGUCAGUCUACGAGAACAACCAGACCAGAUGUAUUUACAAACCGGAGGCCUCCACUCAGUUCAUUCAUGCUCUGGUUGGCCUUCAAACACUUGAGGCAUACAUUCUCCCCUUCUUCAUCAUUCUAACACUCAACGGGCUGACUCUGCGCCUCAUCUCUCGCAGCAAUCGGGUUCAUAUAACAUCUCAUUUGACUUCUAGGGUCAACAAAGUCAUGCCCCUGCUGCAUUCCAGGAAGAGAAAAUCUGUGGUGCUACUUGUGACUGUGUCCAUGAGUUUUGUGCUGCUGUCCAUCACACGUGCUAUAACUCAGAUCAUCCUCCGCACCACUCACAUGUACAGUUUGGACCGGAAUGAUUACAACCACCGGAUAAAUAUUGCAGCAGACACUGGCACCAUGCUGAGCCUCAGCAAUGCUGCUGCUAACAUGUACCUCUAUGCAUGCACUCAGUCCAAGUUUCGCCAGGAGUUCUUUACUUGUGCCAGACAAGUGUACUUCUACUGCAGGUAA